AUGUCCGAGCAGCCACCUACCUCAUUUGGGAAUCAUCCAAACUAUACCCAGCAAUGGCCUCCAGCACAUCCCGCCAUGCCUCCGCCAAACUUCCUCAUGCCACCUGAAUUCUCCACAAUUAAUUCUCACCCGAAUCCCGCUGCGCCAUUUGACUACAACAUGGCCAGCGUGAACGCGAAUUCGCGCAUCCCCGGUCCCGCAGAUGGCCUCAAUCCAGCGGGCUUCUUUCCACACCAGUUUCCUUUCUUCAAUCAGUUCGACCCUUCGCACUUCCCGCAUAAUCUGUCUCCCUUGCAAUUUGCGCAGAUGGGGUACCCCCCGAUUCCGAUGCCAACAGGGUCCUCCAACGUCCUCCUACCGCACCAACCAUCAUCCUAUCAGCCCUCUCAAGCAACCUUCAUCAAGCCAGCAAAAUCCAAAAAGAUUACCAUUCGAGCACCGUCCAGUCGGGAGGAAGGUGAGGUCAGCGAGUCGGUGGACGAAAGGUCACUCAAGUCCAAGCGUCAGCCUUCACGGCGGUACUCUGAUCUAGAAGAGGGUGAAACGAUGUCUUCUAGUGAACGAUCUUCCAGAAGAAGCAGCGGUUCACCCUACAAUCCUCCUUUGUCUGUCUCGGCAGAUCCCGGCAUCAUUGAACACGCGAUGGAGUCGAUCCAAUCUUUCCCAGACGCGGUCAACUCCGAUCUCAAGCCAACGAAAUCGGCUGCACAGCUACGUAUUCAAGCUCAGGGUGCUUUGCUCAGUCUGGCGCCUCAUAACAUUCGGUACAAGGAAUUGGUGGCAGAGGGCAUUAGUCCUUCUAUCUUGAAAAGACUGUAUGAAGAAGUUGGGAUCAAAGUCUCACUCGAUCCUGAUCCCACCCUCGGGAUCCAUCAGAAUCCUUCUUUCGCCACACAGCCGGCGAGCGCGACACAAUCGGGCAAGGAGACGCGUGACUCUGUCAAGCCAACAAUACCACCUCCUCGCACUGCUAUACCUACUGCGCCUAGGCUGAAGUCUGGGAAGCCUCUGGAGCGGAAAGAGCUCAUUGCUCAGAUGUUGGCCGAGAAGGCUGCCAAGACGGCUUCGAAGGAGCCUUCGCCGACUGGAAGUCCGCUCGCUGCACCAGUUGUCUCGGAAGAACCCCGCCCCCCUCCAAAAGAGAAAAGCAAGGCUCAGACAGACCUUGCCAGGCAGCGAAUCGAAGAACUCAAGCAGAAAGCAUUGCUUAAGGCCCAACAAAAGCUGCAGGAAAGUCAAACGCCCUUGGCUCAUGACUCCUCUGUGCAGGCUAUUCAUCACCCGCUUCCUGUUCGACCUCCUGUUCCUGAAUCUGGCGCCUCUGCUGGCCUUCCGGGACUUCUUAUGACCGGUUCAGGUGGCCCGCAAGAUGUCGCAUCUGACCACACAUCCGCCUCGCGAACGACUCAUCGCAAGCGUCCGCUGGCCUCUGAUUUCGAUGAGCCAUCUACACACCCGAAAAAGCAUUUUGAUCCGACGGCAAAUCGCUUCCGACCUACCGAGAAGCUCAUAAUUGCAAUCAGUGAUGACGAGUCCCUCUAUGGUGACGACGAGGACGAUAAGAUGGAACUGGACUCAAGCUCAGAACAAGAACCAGCCCCGAUUAUCAGUUCAGCGGUUUCCGAUAUUCCAUCCCAGACAAACAUCACAAGUAACCGGGCUUCGACCUCAACCCCGCAGGCUCAUCCUGGUUCCAACGACCAAGGGCAAAUCCAAUCGAAGGAUUUGCAAAUUCAGGAAAUGCGUCGCAAGAUUGCGGAGCUGGAGCUUCGUCGCAAAUCCAAACUGGCCGCUAGCCGCACCCAAUCACCCCGCACACUCGACGACUCCAGUGCCCCAUCAAGUGCACAAUCCAGUUCAGCUGAUGUGGGUCCUUCCGACACCGGUGUCUCGGCGGCUUCACGCGAUGAUCCUCUGCUCGAGGCUCGCAUCCCUGUGCCAGAGACUGUGCCCGCUAGUACGAAUGGAGAACCUGCUCGGGUGACUCCACCUGUUUCAUCUUCACCAGAUUCCGAUUCCGAUUCCGAUGGCUCGGCUAUGCAGGAGUCUGAUGACAGCAGCAGUGAAAGCUCUGAUUCUAGCGAAGACGAAGAUGAAACUUCCGCUUCUCCCGCGCAGGUCAAUGCUCAAGGGUCAGCGGAGCCUAUGGACGUUGACCCUUCCAAGCAAUCGUCGGCUGAGGACUCUGAGAAGAUGGAUGGUUCUGAUCAAAACGAUACAUCCCAUCGCGAAUCUUCCGUUGAGUCUGAGGCUUAUGAGCCACCGGAGCCUGAUACUGAGGCCCAGUCCGAAGGCUCCAGCUACAGCCCUCCUCCCUUCAGCCCAGCUCCAGAUCCCGUAGACAUCACCACGGCUUUGGCGCCUUCCUUCGACGCCGCCCAGCCCAAUGCAGAACUAACAAACGCCCCUCAGGUGCCAGGUGCCUCAUCACACACAGAUCUGCAGAGCGGCACUAUUGGCACCGAACAACCUCCUUCAAACCCAUUAGACACAAACUCGACACACAAAUUUACGCCCUACACUAGUCCACUGCGAUCUUUCAAGGCCUACCGAUAUCACCCCCAUUAUGCUGAAGAUAUCCCGAGCGGCUACCGCUCAUUAACUUACAGUCAUAAUAUCGACUCGAUGAAAUCCUUCUGUCCGUAUGAAGUUGCUGGGGGUACUUGCAACGAUCGGUCUUGUCCGUUCCAGCAUCUUCGGGACAUCUCAUUAAGCGAUGACAAGAUCCUCAUCCAAAUGGGUUCCACCCGAGAAGGACAAACUGAAGAAGAAAAGGAAACGUAUCUCGCUGGUCUGAAAGAGAUCAUCAACGACCUUCGGCGUGACAAGGUGAAAGAUUUCAACACUGUGGCCACAGAGAUAGCCGCAUACCGUAGGCGCUUCCUACAAGACCCGUCGCGUGUCUUGUCCCUGUAA
Molecule: messenger RNA, 2916 nt
Organism: Penicillium olsonii
Lineage: Eukaryota; Fungi; Ascomycota; Eurotiomycetes; Eurotiales; Aspergillaceae
Source: the annotation of a GenBank genome assembly